GUGGUUUCAACGUCGGCAAGCUGUUCGGCGCGUGGCUCAUACCAGAGCCGAUCCGUUCUGCGAAGUGCGACCUCCAUCUGUGUCCAUUUUAUGAGAUGAAGGCGCCUCGACACCAUGGGCCAAGGCUAUUCCCUCACCACCCUGUCCGCGGGCUCGGCUGGGAUCGAUGUUCCCGAGCUCUCGGAUCUGGUGUAUGAGAAGUCUAUGGGGGGCGGCAGGUUCAUGAAGAGCAUUCGGGCAAGACAACACAAUGGUCUCGUUUUCGUGAAGGUGAUUAUGAAGCCUUAUCCCAGCAUGAAGCUGGAGCCAUAUAUCAAAGCUAUCGUCCGGGAACGCAGGCUACUCUCCGAAGUCCCAAACGCGUUGAGCUACCAGAGGAUCCUAGAAACCAGCACUGGUGGUUAUCUUGUCCGUCAAUGCCUCCACAGCUCUCUCUAUGACCGAAUGAGCACCCGGCCGUUUCCUGAGGAUAUUGAGAAGAAAUGGAUCGCCUUUCAGCUGCUCUGUGCGCUGCGAGACUGUCACUCGCUGGACGUCUUCCACGGUGAUAUCAAGACCGAGAACGUCCUGGUCACCUCGUGGAACUGGCUCUAUCUCUCCGAUUUCUCGUCUUCGUUCAAGCCGACCUUCCUCCCGGAAGACAACCCCGCCGAUUUCUCCUUCUACUUUGACACGUCGGGACGUCGAACCUGCUAUCUAGCGCCGGAAAGGUUCCUGGUGGCGGGUGAAGAACCAGGGAGUAGGCACGUCAACUGGGCGAUGGACAUAUUUAGCGCCGGCUGUGUGAUUGCGGAGCUCUUUUUGGAGUCACCAAUUUUCACUUUGAGCCAGAUCUACAAGUACCGCAAGGGCGAAUACAGUCCGGAACACAGCCAGCUUGCCAAGAUCGAGGACCCGGAGAUCCGUGCAUUGAUCCUUCAUAUGAUUCAGCUGGAACCAGAGUCGAGAUACUCAGCUGAAGAGUAUUUGAACUUCUGGAAGAACAAGGCGUUCCCCGACUACUUCUACAGCUUUCUACACCAGUACAUGUCUCUUAUGACGGAUCCGUCGUCCGGCAGGGCGCAGGUCGAAGCCGAAUCAGCGAACAGAGGGGAGGCCGACGAGCGGAUAGAACGGGUAUUCUAUGACUUCGAUAAGAUAUCCUACUUUUUGGGUGCCUCCCCCCGGGUCUUGCGGGAUGGCUCCAGUCGUACCUCCUGCAGGCUCACGGGCAACACGUUUCCUGUCCAACUGGAUCUACCACAGUACGGACAGCCAACGCCGAAGGGACAGUCUGAGCCAGACGAUGGCGUGCUGGUCUUUUUGACGCUAGUGGUUACCAAUCUGCGCAACACUUCCAAGUCGUCUGCCAGAAUCAAAGCUUGCGAUAUUCUUCUUGCCUUUGCCGAGAGGCUAUCGGAUGAGGCGAAGCUAGAUCGCAUUCUCCCAUACAUAAUGAUCCUUUUGAACGACCGUACAGACUCGGUCAAGGUUGCCGCUAUACGUGCUCUUGCGCAGCUACUGGAAAUGGUCCGCGUCGUCUCGCCGGUCAAUGCAUAUCUGUUUUCCGAAUACAUCUUCCCGAGGUUGCAGCCGUUCAUUCCCAACUCCAACUCAAAUCCGAGCCCACUGGUCCGGGCUGCAUAUGCAUCUUGCAUCGCAUCUUUGGCACAGUCUUCGCUCCGGUUCUUGGACAUGAUUCAGGCAUUGCGCUCUGACACCCGUCUGCCCGCUCUAAUACCAGCUGGAUCCGAACCCCGGUGGACUGAGGAUGCUACGUAUCAUAACCUUUAUGAUGUUGCGAGAGUUGACCUUCUGGAGUAUUUUGAAAAUCAUACCAAGGCUCUGUUGACAGACAGCGACGCUUCUGUGCGUCGCGCGUUUCUGGGUUCUGUGUCCGACCUUUGUGUAUUCUUUGGCAAUCUCAAGACCAGUGAGGUAGUCCUGAGCCAUCUGAACACGUAUUUGAACGACCGGGACUGGAUAUUGAAAUGUGCUUUCUUUGAGGCUGUCAUUGGUGUUGCGACUUAUGUCGGAAGCACAAGCUUGGAGCAGUACAUUCUACCCUUGAUGGUCCAGUCGAUGACUGACCCGGAGGAGUUUGUUGUCGAAAGAGUCCUUCGAUCACUGGCCGCGAUGGCGGAUCUUGGCCUUUUCCAGCGGUCGACUACCUGGGAUCUCCUUCACAUCGCCGUCCGCUUCCUCGUGCACCCGAACUCUUGGAUCCGCGAGGCAGCUGUUCAUUUUGUCGUCAACUCCACCAAAUUCCUCUCCGUGGCUGAUAAAUACUCCAUUCUCACACCUCUGGUCCAACCGUUUGUCAUAGCUAAUAUAUUUGAUUUCUCGGAAGGAGAAAUGCUCGAUGCGCUUAAGAGGCCGCUUUCAAGGGGAGUAUACGAUCUGGCAUUUGUUUGGAUGUCCAAGGUAGAGAAAGGUGUUUUCUGGAAAGCAGCAAGUGGUGACGGAAUCUUUAGUCUGAGUGGGACUGACAGCGCUCUCUCCAAAGUAGGACAGAAGGUCCCCAGUCAGAGCUUGCAGCCCAGGAAUGAAGAGGACGAACAGUGGAUCACCCGACUGAGGAAUAUGGGAAUGAACUCUGAGGACGAGCUGAAACUUCUGGCCCUCCGGGAAUAUAUUUGGAGAGUGGCGAUGCGCCAGCCAAAGGAAAUUGACGGCGGAGCAUCCACGUUGAAUAAUGUGAUUUCUCUGAUGCAGCAUGAAGUGACCCCUCAGACUGUAUUCUUUGACAAGACUCAAAAUAUCAAGCCGAGCAGGAAUUCUGUGGGUAAGCCUGAGAAUGAUCGGACGGAUGAGCGGAAACCAUCCACCAUUACAGAUGCCUUGCUUGAUGCUUCCACUACAAUCGAUAACAGGCCUGAGUCUCGUCGAAAGCACAUGCGCUCAAGAAGUCAGAUGCAGAAAGAAAUGGCGGCCGCAGGGCUGUCGAUACCACGACCAAGUGCCCUAGACAACCUCCGAGCGGAACGAUCACCUGUAUCGUCACCAAUCGCAUCGUCCCCAAGUGCCGCUCCGGGCUCCCGGCCCUUGUCGCCGCCCGGUUCGGAUACCGACCGUCGCGGUUUAGGUGGCACGGAGAGCCCUGGACAAGAGAGCUCUUCGACACCCACAGAUGCGGAGAAUCCAGCCCUGAAGAAGUUGGGCUCCGGGGUUCAGAGAAAAUCCAGCGCUAUGAGCCUACUCAACCGCAAGGAUUCCGCCAAGGCGUAUGCAGAGACUGGCACAAGCUCGGCCAACGCCUUCGGUAAGGUUGAUGUCCCCUCGCAACGGACAGAGGGGUCAUCGCCUCCUUCUCCUGGCUCGCGUGAGAGAAAUGUCGUCGAGCCCGGACCGCAUCAGUACCAUGCCAAUCACUCUUAUGCAGGCCACGAUCCUGUUGUCCUCAAGCUCCUCGAUUCCGUGUUUGCAGAAAACUACCCCACUGACUUCUUCGAUCUUGGGCCUUAUGUCAAAGAGAUAGACACCAGAAAGCCAAUUCCGAAAGCCAGCGGGAACGAGCCAGACAAGGUCUGGAAGCCGACCGGGGGCCUUGUCGCCGCUUUUGGAGAGCAUAGCGCUGCUGUCAACCGCGUGGUAGUGUCGCCAGACCAUACAUUUUUCGUCACGGCCUCGGACGACGGCACUGUCAAGGUCUGGGACACCACUCGUCUUGAGAAGAAUCUGACCCCGAGGUGUCGUCAAAGCUACCGACACUCCACCGAAGCCAAAGUGAAGGCAUUGACUUUCGUCGAAAACACCCACACGUUCGUCAGCGGCGCAAAUGACGGCAGCAUUCAUGCCGUCAAGGUGGACUACGGCCCAGCUCGAUACGGAAAGCUUCAGCUCGUGCGCGCAUAUCAACUGCCGACGGCUGAAGAUGGAACGGUCGAGUACCCUGUCUGGAUGGAGCAUUUCCGGGUGGAAGCACAAUCCACAUUACUCAUCGCUACCAACACCUGCCGCAUAGUGGCACUGGAUAUGAAAACCAUGCUCCCGGCGUAUACUUUACAAAACCCCGUUCACCACGGGACACCGACCACUUUCUGCUGUGACCGAAAGCACAACUGGCUCCUGGUCGGGACUACCCACGGCAUCCUUGAUCUUUGGGACCUCCGCUUCCGCGUGCGACUGAAAGCCUGGGGUCUUUCCGGGUCGGGUGCCAUCCAUCGACUCCAAGUCCACCCGACCAAGGGGCGUGGGCGAUGGGUGUGCGUCUCCUGCAGCGGCAGCCACGGCAACGAGAUUACCGUCUGGGAUAUCGAGAAAGUCCGAUGCCGCGAGGUAUACCGGGCGGACUCCCCUGGCGUUGGCACCGUCUCGAACGGCGGACAGCCCAGCACCGGCAUCGACAGUAACAAAACCAAGCCAACCUACAUGAGUCUCAAGGACUACGAAGCUUGGCACGUCGAGGGCAGCCGACCAGAAGGAAUGCUCAGCCGGUUCGCGAUGGAAGGACUGGCGUCCGGGCCCGCCGAUCACCCGUCCGGACCAUCCCCGUCCGGCACUCCUGCAGGAAUCUGCGCCUUCGCGGUUGGGUUCGACUCCCCGGACGACGGUCGGGACAACAGCACUCGCUGCGGAUUCAUCGUGUCGGGGGGUUGCGACCGCAAAGUCCGCUUCUGGGACCUGGCGCGACCGGAGCUAUCGUCCAUCGUCAGCGGGCUGGACGUCGUCACCGACGGCGGCCUCACCGGGAAGCCGCGGUACGAACUCGCUCAGCCCGGUCCGUCUCUCCUGGUCACCACUGAGCAUCUCCCCGGCUCGUCAUCCGCCCCCGUGCCGGCCAAUAAGCGGGCUGCUUCCAAAAAGGGCCCCAGUGGCCGUCUCCCCCGGAGCACGGUCAUCAGCCUCCAGCAGCAGCAGUUGCUGAAAAGCCACCUCGAUUUCAUCCAGGAUGUCGCGUUGCUUCGAGCCCCGUACGGCAUGGUCGUGAGUGUCGACCGAGCGGGCAUGGUGUAUGUUUUCCAAUGAAUGGCCAGAGUUGUGUGUAUGAUAUGAUAAGAAAGCGCCUACCCAAUACCUACCUACCCACCUGCCUAUUUACCUAGUACAAUAGCAUCGUCCAGUGAAUGUGUC
Molecule: messenger RNA, 5052 nt
Organism: Aspergillus heteromorphus CBS 117.55
Lineage: Eukaryota; Fungi; Ascomycota; Eurotiomycetes; Eurotiales; Aspergillaceae
Product: ubiquitin-binding serine/threonine protein kinase VPS15
Exons: 3
Coding region: 115-4947 (1610 amino acids)
Biological process (GO): protein targeting to vacuole; autophagy of peroxisome; protein phosphorylation
Cellular component (GO): nucleus-vacuole junction; phosphatidylinositol 3-kinase complex, class III, type II; late endosome
Molecular function (GO): protein binding; ATP binding; protein serine/threonine kinase activity
Source: RefSeq, a predicted model, not a curated record